AUGCCUACGGCAAAAGAAACAAAUGGACAGUGCCAACUGAGCAGGGAAAAUAGUAACAGUGAAGAUGGCGACAAUCGUAGAAGGCUCAACAACUAUGCUUGUGCUUGUGUGAUGGCUUCCACUAUUAUCUCUGCUAUAUUUGGUUAUGUAACGGGAGUGAUGGCUGGGGCACUCUUAUUCAUAAAAGAAGAACUUGAAAUCAGUGACCUACAAGUGGAGCUAUUAGCAGGGAUCUUGAACGUGUGUGCACUACCCGCAUGCAUGGCUGCAGGAAGAAUAUCGGAUUAUCUUGGUCGUCGUUACACCGUCAUUCUUGCUUCCGUCAUUUUCUUAUUGGGCUCCAUUCUGAUGGGCUACGGCCCAUCCUAUUUAAUCCUAAUGAUUGGAAGAUGCACUGUUGGAACUGGUGUUGGUUUUGCGUUGAUCGUAGCACCAGUUUACAGUGCAGAAAUUUCUUCCCCUUCUUAUAGAGGCUUUCUCACCUCUCUCCCUGAUGUUUUCCUCAACUUUGGACUCUUAUUUGGCUAUGUCUCAAACUACUUUCUUGGAAAAUUGUCCCUUAAACUUGGUUGGAGAAUGAUGUUGGCUCUUCCUACAUUCCCUUCACUUGUUCUUGUCAUUCUCAUGUUGAAAUUGGUGGAGUCACCAAGGUGGUUAGUCAUGCAAGGACGUGUAGGUGAGGCUAGGAAAGUGCUUUUACUAGUCUCUAAUACAAAUGAAGAAGCUGAACAACGCCUGAAGGAAAUUAAAGUUGCUGCUGGGAUUGAUGAAAACUGCACCCAAGACAUUGUCCAUGUUCCAAAGAAAUCUCGUAGUGGCGCAGGAGCUAUUAAGGAACUGUUUUGUAAACCUUCACCCCCUGUGCGUAGGAUACUAAUUGCUGCAAUUGGAGUUCAUGUGUUCCAACAGGUUUGUGGAGUAGAGGGUAUUUUGUUAUUUAGUCCAAGGGUGUUUGAGAGAACAGGGAUCAUGGACAAGAGCAAGCUCUUAUUAGCCACGGUUGGAAUGGGAGUGAGUCAAGCUGUGUUCACAUUGAUAUCAGCUUUCUUGUUGGAUAGAGUUGGGAGGAGGAUUCUGUUGCUGAUUAGUUCGGCAGGUGUCGUUGUGACCCUUUUAGGAUUGGGUGUUUGUUUGACCAUUGUGGAGCAUUCCAAAGAAGAACAAACGUGGGCAAUUACUUUUACCAUUGUUGUCACCUACAUCUUUGUAGCAUUUGUGGCUAUUGGUAUUGGGCCAGUUACAUGGGUUUAUAGCUCUGAGAUUUUUCCACUGAGGUUGAGAGCACAGGGUCUUGGUAUUGGUGUGACUGUGAAUAGAAUUGCCAAUGUGGCAGUGGUUACGAGUUUCAUUUCAAUUUAUGAAAAGAUAACAUUGGGUGGGAGCUUCUUUAUGUACACUGUUAUCACUGCUUUGGCUUGGCGGUUUUACUAUUCUCUGCCAGAAACCAAAGGAAUACCAUUGGAAGAUAUGGAGACUAUCUUUGGGAAAGUUUCCAACUCAGAGAUACAAAUGAAGCCUGGGUCCAACAAUGUAUAG
Molecule: messenger RNA, 1536 nt
Organism: Abrus precatorius (Indian licorice)
Lineage: Eukaryota; Viridiplantae; Streptophyta; Magnoliopsida; Fabales; Fabaceae
Product: probable polyol transporter 3
Exons: 2
Coding region: 1-1536 (511 amino acids)
Biological process (GO): transmembrane transport
Cellular component (GO): membrane
Molecular function (GO): myo-inositol:proton symporter activity
Source: RefSeq, a predicted model, not a curated record